Molecule: messenger RNA, 7642 nt
Organism: Aricia agestis (brown argus)
Lineage: Eukaryota; Metazoa; Arthropoda; Insecta; Lepidoptera; Lycaenidae
Exons: 4
Coding region: 271-7143 (2290 amino acids)
Biological process (GO): regulation of transcription by RNA polymerase II
Cellular component (GO): nucleus
Molecular function (GO): DNA-binding transcription factor activity, RNA polymerase II-specific; RNA polymerase II cis-regulatory region sequence-specific DNA binding
Source: RefSeq, a predicted model, not a curated record
UAUUUUUCAAGUACUUUUCGAACUGCCAAGUGUUUUUCUGAAUAAAAUAGUUUAUACUUUCUAAUUUUCAUAUUAGUGUCAUAAAAAGUGUCACAAAUUCAUUAUCGUUUGUUCUACAAAAUUUCACUUGUAAUUCUCUGCUAUUGACCUAAGUGAUAAUUGGACAACCUUCAAGUGAUUUAUUUUUCCUAAAACAUCAAAGUGCAUAUUAGAAAACCCUCACACUUCGUGAUCAUAAUACAUUUAAUUCAAAACAGAUGAAUUGUGAAAAUGGAUAGAUUGAACCAGUUAAAAGGUGAAUCGGGAGGUUCUGGAGACUUGACGCUGGAUACGUCUUCUCCGCCGAGUGAGUCCUUUAUGACUGCAAAUGAAAGUUCAAGCAAGUAUUUUUCUCUGUCAGAGGUAGAUUCAACCUUUGAUGUCUCGCCCUCAAAAGAUUCCGCAAUAUCGACCACAGCAAAUUCAGAACAAACCCUUACAGAUUCUGAAUUAAUUCCGAACUUGUCACCUAUUCCCAAAAAAGUGGAUAGCUUUCAGAUUGGGAAACAAAUAGAAGCCGCAAAUAUUCUCUCUGGGGGUGUGAAUAUUUUUGAUGACAAUGACAAUUCUUAUGAUGGCAAUGAGCUGGUAAUUGAUGACAAUGUGCCUGUCGAGGAAUCAUGUAAAACCGAUGAAGACCAUACUUUUGAGAAAAGCAUAGAUUCUGUUGAAAAUACUACUAACGUUGCUGAAGCUAUACCGAGUAUAGACACAGAAGUGGUUCUUCAGAUUGAUGGUAAAAAUGUUAACGCUAUUGCUAUUGGCAAUGGGUUAUAUUUGUACAGAAAAGGAGUAGAGGAACUGGCCGCCAUCCAGAUGAUUGAUGACAAUCAACAGCAACCAAGUUUUAAGUUUCUUAAAGUUCGUGACAAUGCUGAGGGAAAUUUAGAAGUGUAUGAAGAAAUAGAGGUAGAGGUUCCAAAUAAAGUGCCUGUAAAAGAAGGAAAGGCUGCUGAAAAAAGGUCAAAUGUGCCUAUAAAAGAUGCAUGUUCUCAAGUUAAAAAUGCAGCUAAUGAGAAAUUAAUAGUUAAUAGGUCUCAAAAAGUUGAUAGUUCUGUCUCAAAGUCUACAAGUAAUAUAAACACAGAUGUGCAAUCUGAAUUGAAAUCUGAAGUGAACUUAAACGGCAAAAAAGUCAAGUUAAAUGAAUCUCGCAAAUCACCUUUGAUAAGUACAUUUACACCUAUGACAUACCACUCAACCCCAAAUAAAGAAGGUAUACCUUUGACAAAAACAAUGGUUGACCAACAACUUCACCCAAGCAGACAGUCUGAUAACAUAAAAAAAACUAUUGAAGUUCAUACAGAUUCUUGUAAAAGAGAAAGCCCUAUUAAAGAGAAAGACUGUGAAACUAUUAAACUGAAAGAGCUUCUUGUUUCUGAUUUGGAUAAAACAGAAUUACAAUUAGAAAUAUUGAAUUCUUCAAAUGUCGCAACAGAAGCUAAGGAUGCAGGUAAAACAGACAACAUUGAAAAUACUAAAAUUCUUGAGAUAGAAAAUAUCAUGGAUGUAAAUGAAAAGCUUUUACCGGUUACUAAAAUCUCGAUAGCAAAACCUGAUGAUGAACAUAAAAAUGUUUUAGAAGAUGUGGAAAGUAAUUCUAAAGACAAAAUAUUAAACAUAAAUAGAUCUGGAGAAGAAAACAACAUCAAUAGCAAUGAAGAACAGUGUAAGAGUAUCAACAAUCAUACAAUGAAAGUAGACAAGAAAGUCACGUCGAUUGCUGAUUUUAAAAGUAAAUCAAACGAAAUAACAAAACCUGAAAUAGAAUCACAACCAAGUUCAACUGAAGGGGUAAAAUCACCUUUAUUAGAUGACAUCAAACUAAAACUUGAAACGACGAAAUCUACCCUUGAACCUAUCAAGUCUUUAUUAAAACAGGAAGAACUUAAAGAAGAAAUAAUAAAAGAAGAUAAAUUAGUUGUUGCAAAGUCUGUUGAUAAUAUUGAGAAAAUGCAGAUGCUUUCUAACACAGUUCAAAAAACAGAUAAAUUUGAAAGUGAUAAAAUAUUAGAGGUUUCGUCAAUAGAAUCUGACAAAAAUAUGGAUAUUGAAAGUAGCAGUAAAAUAUUACUUAAAGCAAAUGAAACAUUGCAAUUAUCUGAAAAUUCUAUACAAAAGAAUAUAGUGCCUCCUAAAAAGGAAACUAAAAGUCAUAACUCGUCUGAUUGUAAUGAACCUAAUGCUGAUCGGAUAUCGAAUACAGAAGUUUUAACUAGCAAAAUAUUAGUCAUACCAAAUGAUUCACAUACCAAUAAAUCUACAAAUAAUAAAGAUCCAAGUGAAAUGAAGCUUUCAACUAAAGACGUGAAACCUACUGAAAUAAUAUCUCAAACCUCUACAGGACAGAAAGCAGACCCACGAAAAGAUGAUUGCAAUAUAGAUGAUAGUGAUUUACAUGAUAUAUCUAAAAAGACGUAUGAUAUUGGUAAAGACAAUAAAUCGACUAAAAUCACCGCACAAGCAGCUAAUAAAAAUGAACUUAUAAAAGGAGUUAAAAAUGUGCCUGAAACUGAAAUAACAAUAGAAAAAUCUAAAGACAAAAAUGAUACCGAAUUAUCAAGGGUUAACUUCGGAGAAACUAUGAUAAAACCUCAAAGUAAUCUUGAAGUUGGAAAGGAAACUUCUACGUCUAGUAAUGAAAUCCCUCAAUCGCAAUUAAAAACUAAACUACCUAUAAACGUAACUAAAAAUAAACCAGCUGGAACAAGACCAAAUAAUUACUCUGCUGUACCGUUUGGUAAAUGGACUGAAGCAAAUCGACAGGAGUUCCUAAAUAAAAUUAAAGAAACAAAAAUACCAGGCAAUAUUUCUAAUACCAAACAGUUAAAACAACCGAAUGAUUUAAAUAGACGUGAUGUUCUAAAGAAAAUAGACACACAAAGGCAAGCUCAUUUACUUACAGCAAAAAAUCAAGAAUCUGCUGCUUAUGCCAAGGCCGGUGUCAGAGGGGAUUCAUCAGCAGCAUUUGUAAAUAAAUCUAUAUCAACAUUAAAAAGUACCGAUGAACAAAAAAAUAUUACUACUGAACCGGAACCUACUAAAAAUAAACCUCUAACGGGUACAAUAACAUUUGAAGAAACAUAUAUAGAGAAAAAUGAAUCCAUGAAUACUACAAACCCUAAUAAAACAACAACAAAGCGAAAAGAAAUUAACAACCAGGACUUAAUAGACAAGACAAUUGAAGGCAUUAUAAGUAGAGCUGUAUCAACGAAGCCUCACGAUGAAUGGAAGCAAACCAUUAAAAUGGAUGCAGCUGAAACUUUAAAACAUCAUAAUUCUAUUGAGUCACUAGAUGAUAUGGAAAGGAAAAUGAAUGAGUUACAUGGAAUACCUUUUGUAGAAAGACCAGUGCAUGAACUGCCACAAGUUCAAAGAGAAAAUAAAUGUGAAAAACCAAAAGAUUUUAGGAGCAACACGCCACACCUUUCGUUACAAAAUAACAAAGACAAUAUUUCUGAAAACAUUUCCGAUGAAGAAAUUAUAGCACACCAGCCAGUUACUGGCGAUAUGGCAGGCCAAAAUCCGAAAAUAUACCAAUCUUCGUAUGAUAAGUGUCCAACCGAUAAAACUAUUAUUAAUGAGGAUAGUAAAAAAGAUACCGUAAUCACAGAAAAAGAUUUUGACAAAUUUGCAAGAAGAAACUCAAUUACAUAUGAAAAUCGUCUUACCGUUGAGUUUGAUGGAAGAGAAUCUCAUAAUGUUAUACAGACUUUGGUAGAAAAGGAAGUGCCUUCUAAAAAGAUGAAUAGAAAUGAAAUGAUGUUAGCAGAAUCAAAAGCUAAAUCUACAAAUAAGCAUUUGAUGAUGCGCCACAAUAUAAAUUCUUCUAAAUCAGCAUUACUGGCUAAAGCUACUAACGAAGAAGAUUCAUACAAUAAAAAUUAUCAAUCUCAAUCAAAAGUGCAAUUAGCGUAUCAAUCAGCCUUAACAGCAAAACGACAAUUGGAAUGUCCAAUCACAAUUUUAGAAGAUAAGCCUGUUAAGGUUGUUUUUCUUGAAUCCGGUUCUGAUUUUGCAUCCACUACUUUAAAUGUCCAAGGCAAGGAACUGUCUCCAUCUAAAAAGAUAUCAUUAGAUUCUGACUCACAAAGUGCCUCAGAGUCGCUAGAUUCAGACGUUUUAGAUUCCCCUUAUGAAACAAAGUCACAAGAUGAGACAAGAUCUAAAAGCAAACAUCAAAGAAAACAAGUGUUAACACCAGUUGACAUUCCAGAACUUGAAUUAAUAGAACCAAGUGAUUUGGGUGUUAGCGAGUCGCCUAAGAAAAGAAGAAGGGUGGACGAAACGAAAGAGAAAUCUAAAGCGAUAGCCCCUAAAAAGUCUUAUUUGCUGAAUCGUGCCCCUGCAGACGAUAAAACAAUGGCAGAAAAUACUGAAAUUAUAUCAAACGAAGGUGUAUCUGAUUCAAAACCUUUUGUUGUUCGCUCUGAUGCCAUUUCUGCUAUAGACAAUUUAGUAAAAGCGGCGGAACUAAUUGAGACGCAAUCAGAGAAAAAAAUAAGUACCAUAAAUCUACCGGAGUCUGAUAUUGCGUCUAUAAAUACCCCAACUAAGAGAGGUAGGGGUCGUCCAAGAAAAUAUCCACUUUCUGAAUCAAGUCAACCAAUAAAUAAAACACCAACUCCGAAAAAACCUCGUCUUGUUGAUCCAAAAUUAUCAAAGAAGGUAAUUGAAUCUGAUGAUAGUGAUGAUAGUAACGAGGAGUUUAUCAAGGAAAACUGGACGAUGGGGAAAAUAAACGAAAAUAUAGUUUGCCCCAUUUGCAACAAACUAUUUAGGUCCGAAAAUGUGGUAUUUAAACAUGUGAAACAUUGUACAGGACCGUCACCUAACAGGUCUGAGUCAAGUCGGAGCUUUCGAAAGUUUAGUCAGUCGGAAGGAAAAUCGGACGAUAGUGAUUCAAAUAUUUCAGACAGUGAAGACGAUAAACCUAUUAAACCAAAAGCUACAAAAUCAGUACUUUCAAAGAAAGAAGAUGUAAUUGUAAUUGAAGACACACCACAAAAAAAGAUAUCAGAGGAAGUGAAGCUUAGGGAGACUAACAAACCUAUUAAGGUACUGCCAAAAAGUGAUAAUCUCGUUUGUGAUUUUUGUGGUAAGACUUUCAGGCAAUUGUCAUAUUUAGUUAACCACAAACAACUGCAUAAAAAAGAAGAAAAUAAGAUAGAAAAGAACGAUACCCAUGUAAAUAAGUCAAUCUUUAGUUGUGAGGUUUGUAAAAAAGAAUUUAGAAAAUUACACCAUUUGGUGCAACAUCGUAUAAUUCAUAAUCCAAGCACCAUGUCGUCUAGAUUAUCACGGAAGAAUUCUAAUGAAAAGAAUGAAGCUAAUUCUGUUACAGACUUAAAGAAAAUUAAACACGAUGAAGACCAAAGUGCUGGUUUCCGUUGUGAACCAUGUGAUAAAUCUUUUAGAAAAUUACACCAUCUUGUUGAGCAUAGAGAGACACAUGAUGGAAUAAAUAAAAGAGUAUCAAGUAAUAACGACCCUCCUUCAAAUGAGACCAUUAAAACCUCUUCUAACUACGUAUGUACUUUCUGUAAUAAAAGUUUUAAGAAACUUCAACAGUUAACCGAACACAAAGAGCAACAUUGUGAUUCGUGUUCUGAAAAAUCAGAUGAUGUAAAAAGUGUAAAAAGUUCGUUGUCAACAAAAGACAUAAUACAUGAAUGUUCUCUUUGCUACAUGGUAUUUCCAAAUGAACAUUCCCUUAAUAAACAUACUAUUAUAUGCCUAAGAAAGAAAAAACAAUCUGCCGCCAAGCAAUCUAAAUUAUUAGAACAAAAAGAAAAGAAUGGACAAGACAUUUUGGCCGAUGAAGAUAAGUUUCCUGAAAUUGAUGUUCAUAACCAAAGUUAUAAGGACUGUGAGGCUGAAACUAAUCGUAAAGAAGAUAAUCUAAAUAAACCAAUAGAAGAAACUGGAACGCCAAUAAUUGAAUUAUCUGAUGAGAAACAAAUUGAUGAAAUUAAAGAAGAUGUAGAAAAUAUCAAAACAGAUAAGGUUCAAGUUAUGUCUUAUAAGAUGGAAAAUGCGUCCCUAAAACGUAGUAUAAAAGAAGAAGAAAAGUCUGAGAAACCUAAUGAGAGCAAUGGUAAAAAGCAUAGUAAAAUUCGGAAAAUCGAAGUGAUAACGAUUCCAGACACUCCAACACCUAAGAAAAAAAAUAAUAAUAUUGAAACAAAAAAACCUAAACCGACCACUGAAGCUCCACCAGAAGUUAUAAAUGACAAAAUUUCGACAGAUGUUAGUGAUGACGAUGAUGUUCGCUACAUGCUUAAUCCUAACAUUAAAGAAGACGUUCUGGAAGAAAAAGUAUUUAUGAAAGUUAGAGCAAAGAAACGCAGUUCACUACAGUUUGAAAGACCCAAUUCAAAAGAUCUUGUAAAAAGAAGAAUAUCACUACAAAACCCACCUAAGGUGCAGCGCAGCAAAACUAAAUUAACAGAAAAUAAAGGUACUAAACCUAAGUCUGAUAAAACCUCAGAUAUUAAAGUUAAAACUGAGCAGACAGAUUCUGAUGAUAGUGAUGUCAAAUAUUCAUUUCCUCAGAAGAUUUUACAAAGUACAGGAAAAGAUAAAACAAAAACAAUAAAAAAAGAAGUAACAGUUUCAAAACGUGAAUCUAUUACUGGCAUAGCAAGAAGAAAAUCACUCGCUAAACACAAGAUACCAGUACUAUCUCAAAAAAUUAAAAAACGCACAACGGAAGUGGAGCAUCGUUGUGACUGCGGGCAGCUGUUCAGUAGUGCGGCGCUGCUGUCUCGCCACACCACGCUGGCGCACACGCCUCCCCGCGUGCGCCGCCCCCGAGACCCGCCUCCUCCGCCACCCGACAAGCCCCAGACCAAGGGUCCAGCGCAACCGCCCGCAGAAAAACGCAAAACCCUCGCUGAACAAUCGAAAGUGGGCGUGCAACAAAAAAAAAGUGCUGCGAGCUCGAACGUUCCGACGACGAAAACGAGAAAAUCUAUUGUAGAUAAUAAAAGUAGCGGUAAGGUAGUCAAGAGUGAAUCUAACUCGAAAACACUCCGAAGCGCCGCCCACAAGGGUGUCCCCGUGCCGGAUAAAAUGAAAAAGUUCAUGGAUAAGUAUAAGUGAGGGCAUCGCGUGAAGCUAUGUAAGUGCAAGUAGUCGGUUGUGGCCGGAACUGCGCAUCAUAAACGCUCACAAACAUGUAACGUACGGACCACUGUGUAAAACUUAUAUUUUUACAAUUUUGACGAAAAUGAUAGAGAUAUUUUUAUUGUGAGUUUGGGGUGUUGGUCUUGUCUGUAAUGUAAAAUAAUGAACUCAUCAAAUUAACUUAGAUUUCGUCAAUUUAUUAGAGAUUUAGAUGUAUAACUAUAUUGAAGGAGCAAUUAUUUAUAUAAUUUUAGUUUAACAUUUACUGUAUUCCAAGUGAGUUAUUAAUAAUCUUGAGCAAGAAAUCAUCAAUGGGAAACUUUGGAAUCUAAUUAUUAUUUGACAAGUCGAUAAAUUAAAAUAAGAGACUAGUUGGCAUAUUAUGUUAUCGUUUCAAAAAUAUUUCUAUCGGUUUUGUAGAAUUUUUGAAAUGAGUUUUAUAAUAAUAAUAUAAGAGGACUAAGAAAGUGACCAA